Molecule: messenger RNA, 855 nt
Organism: Diuraphis noxia (Russian wheat aphid)
Lineage: Eukaryota; Metazoa; Arthropoda; Insecta; Hemiptera; Aphididae
Product: alanine--glyoxylate aminotransferase 2, mitochondrial
Biological process (GO): glyoxylate catabolic process
Cellular component (GO): mitochondrion
Molecular function (GO): L-alanine:glyoxylate transaminase activity; pyridoxal phosphate binding
Source: RefSeq, a predicted model, not a curated record
CAGACUGUGUACCUGGUAAAUAGCGGUUCUGAAGCCAACGAACUGGCAAUGCAGCUAGUUCGGCUACACACCGGAAACCAGGACGUGAUAUCCAUUCAGAACUGUUAUCAUGGCGUGUCCGGAAAUCUACAUGGGCUAACAGCAUUAGCGUCGGCCAAGUACAGUAACAUGUCUGCAGGCCACUUCAUUCWCCACGCAAUGUGCCCGGACGUGUUCAAAGGUAUCUGGGGCGGGAAGAAAUGCAGGGACUCACCAGUGCAGACUCAGCGAUCUUGCGAAUGUGACCGAGUUCAUUGCCAAGCCGCUGACAAAUAUUAUGAGCAGCUGGAGGCAAUAUUCUCGUAUUCGAUACCUCGUGGAAAGGUAGCCGGGUUUUUCGCCGAGUCCAUUCAGGGCGUUGGUGGAAUUGUCCAAUUCCCGAGUGGUUAUUUAAAAAGAGUCUACGACCUGAUCAGGAGCAACGGUGGUCUGUGCGUAGCCGAUGAAGUGCAGACGGGCUUUGGUAGAACUGGCGAACACUUUUGGAACUUCCAAUCACACGGCGUCACACCAGACAUAGUGACAAUGGCCAAAGGCAUCGGGAACGGUUUUCCGAUGGCUGCUGUCGUCACGACGCCCACGAUUGCACGGUCGUUGAAUUCGGCUUUUCAUUUUAACACGUUUGGAGGCAAUCCUGUUUCGUGUGCUGUAGGCGUGUCGGUGUUAAAGGUUAGCAAACCACCCAUAUAAAUAUUAUACCCGGAGAGCUUACGGGAAGUAUAAUCUCACACUGCCUAAUCGCCACACGUGUGUGGUGCUCUUCGCGCCAAUCAUCACUAUAGUUUUAUUUACAACUAUUGAACUAUUUACAGUCAU